Molecule: messenger RNA, 2094 nt
Organism: Vigna unguiculata (cowpea)
Lineage: Eukaryota; Viridiplantae; Streptophyta; Magnoliopsida; Fabales; Fabaceae
Cellular component (GO): nucleus
Molecular function (GO): DNA-binding transcription factor activity
Source: RefSeq, a predicted model, not a curated record
AAGUGGUCCAGCAUAGUCUAUGGCUGACUGACACCCUCAGCAGCCGUGUUGAUAAGGAGAGAAAUCAGAUUCAAUUCAUUUUAACUAUUUCCUUAUUCUCUCUUCUCUUUCACAAUUCUUCAAUUUCACCCAAAAACUCUCUAACAUUUCUCCUCUCACCGCAAUUCACAUGUACGUCAAACAACCAUUUUCAAUUUCUUCUCAUCUAUAUCUAUUGCCUGUGUCACCGUUGUCUGCUUCAAAACUUUUGAGCUAGCUUGUACUUUCGGAAUUUGCGAGGUUGCUUGUUUAGGACACUUCAAUUCUCUUCGGUUUCAAACAUGAUGUCUGGUGAAGCAAUAACAACUGUCCCUUCCAACCUCAGAGAUUCCUCGGUUCAAGUUCAAGUUCACCACCCAAACUCAAACCCUAAUCUUAACCCUAAUCCAAACUCAUCAUCAGCUAAGAGAAAAAGAAGCCUACCCGGAACACCAGCAGAUCCGAAUGCAGAAGUGAUUGCUCUGUCGCCAAAGUCGCUGAUGGCGACGAACCGGUUCAUAUGCGAAGUGUGCAACAAGGGUUUCCAGAGAGACCAGAACCUGCAGCUGCAUCGGCGAGGGCACAAUCUGCCGUGGAAGCUGCGGCAAAGAUCGAAGGAAGAGGUGGUGAGGAAGAAGGUGUACGUGUGUCCAGAGAAGAGUUGCGUGCACCAUGACCCUUGCAGAGCCUUGGGAGACCUCACUGGGAUAAAGAAACACUUCAGCAGAAAGCACGGUGAGAAGAAGUGGAAGUGCGAAAAGUGCUCCAAGAAAUACGCUGUUCAAUCUGACUGGAAAGCCCAUAACAAGAUUUGUGGGACUAGACAGUACAAAUGUGACUGUGGCACAAUAUUCUCCAGGAAGGACAGCUUUGUAACGCAUAGAGCUUUCUGUGACGCUAUGGUGGAACAAAGUGGGAGACUUCCGGCAAUUUUAUCAAACCUCGGAAACGAUAUUUUGAUGAACGCGCAAGGCCCGAGACUAAUGCCUCAGGGUCUACAAUUACACGGGUUUCAUUCAGAGUUUGGUGGGCCAGGUUCAGAAUCAUACAUGGGGAAUUUUGGUGACGCCGCGGAACAUGUUGAACAUAAGCUAAGAUUACCGAUAUGGCUAGACCAGACAAAUCUUCAACUGAACCAUCCUCUUGGCCUUGUUCCCGGCAAUUCAAGUGUAUUCUCACCUGGAACAACGUUGCCGGAAACAAACAACAUGUUCGGGACAGCGUCGUCACAGGCACAGUGGACAAAUUACCGAUACCCAGAAGCAUCUUUUACAAGUGCCAGUGUUUCUGUGCCUCAUCAUGGACUAAAGCUAGAGCAAGAAGAAAACAAAGGGGAGUUGUCGCAUAGCGUGAGCUCUUUGUACCCAUGUCACAUGGAAUCUACUAGGAUGAGUGGUAAUGGUAAUGGUAAUGAUAAUUUACCCUUCGACAGCUCUAGCUUUGGCUUGUUAGACCCGAACAUGACGUCAAGCAACAAUGUGGUAGAAAUUCAGAAGAUUUUCAAGCAAGGAAACGAGUCUGAAAACUUCAACCUGAUGGUGAAUUCCCAGGCAAGCAGCAACAUGGGAAGUGGGUUUUCCUUGAGUUGCAGGAAGAGUUUGGAGCAUAUGGUGAUGCCGAGGAUCGAAGAGUGGGAAAGUGGAGAAGCAGAAAUAAUGGAGAAGCAAGUAGAUUCAAGUUCAAAGACCGAAACGAAAGAUUUCAUGGGUGUGGGAGAUGGGUCAGUGAUGAAGGUGCAAAGGCAGUUCCGUGGACACUACUGAUUGCAUGAUGAUGAAGAUGAUGAUGACGAUGGAGAGAGCAUAGAAUGAACAGAAGAUAUGUACCUCAAAGUGACGAUAGUAGCGAGCAGCGAGUGAUUGGGUGAGCAUGCACAGUGAACAGGGAGGUAUCACGUGAUGAAAUCGAUAUCACAGAAGCAUCCCGUGAAGGAUGUGGGGGCCAUUACGUUUUGGAACAGACAAUAUAUAUUCUCUCUAUUCUAUGCUACCUAGCUUCUUCUAUUGUAUAUUCUAAGUAACAAUUUUAUUUCCCUCUUUCUCUUUAAGUUUCAUACAUUCUGCAUAUCCUACUUCA